AUGCCUUCAACCAAACCCAAGCUCGCGCAGCUCGAGACGCCCAUGACCUCGACCUUCCCCUCCGAGCUCUCAGCUCUUUCCGCAAGAAGUCCACUGCCCGGCUUUGCGGAUUUUAUAAAGCAGGAGGACUAUAUCAAAACCCCCAUCACCCCGCCCACCGCAUACACCGACUUCCUGAAGAAUAUGGGAAGUCCUGCUGCGGGAGACAAGUCCUCCGGCCGAACCACGCCCACCUCAGCUCCCUCCACCGGCUCCAGCGAUCACAGCGACUGUUCGUGCAGCUGUGAGAGCCAUAAAUCACCUACCUCUGCAGCGCCAAAUAACGUUGUCUUCCCCACCUCAGCACCCUCCACCGGACGAUUAGGCCGGUUGCGAAUACCGCCCUCCCCCGCGUUCUCCACCGCCGAGUCACCCCGGAGCGCAACUUCAGCAGUCCGGUCUCCUUUUAGUGCACGAAGUGCUCGCUCGCCUUAUGAUUGGGAUUUGAGGAGUAAGGGGAGAUACUUCGAUGUGAAGUCGCCCAAAUCAACCCGGUCGAGUGUUCGCCAAGUCCGGGAGAUUGUCACAAGGACCGUCACAUAUACACCCAGGAUGAGUCCCGCGCCGAAAGGAAAGAGAAGGAAGAUCGAAUGA
Messenger RNA from Venustampulla echinocandica, 633 nucleotides. RefSeq lists its product as uncharacterized. The record is from RefSeq and is a predicted model, not a curated record. The transcript has a single exon. Bases 1 to 633 code for a protein of 210 amino acids. NCBI's taxonomy places the organism in Eukaryota, Fungi, Ascomycota, Leotiomycetes, Helotiales, Pleuroascaceae.